Molecule: messenger RNA, 358 nt
Organism: Adineta ricciae
Lineage: Eukaryota; Metazoa; Rotifera; Eurotatoria; Adinetida; Adinetidae
Source: the annotation of a GenBank genome assembly
AUGCCGUUUAUCACGGUGGAUGAUAAAACUGUUGAUAUUUCAACGGCGAGAAGUUUAUUCUCUCUUAUUGAGCAGCAAAAGCAUGUCGUAAAUCGAACAACGCAACAGUUGAGCGAACUGUCCGCCGAUGACUUUGCCAAGUGGGGUGUGGAACAUGGAGCUGAAUUAGAGUACAGGGCAGAGUUAGCUCGUCGCAUUGCACAAACGUUUGACAACGCUGAGAGUAUAUUGAUGUUCGACAAUAUUCAUCCGUCUGGUUUAGAUGGCUUGACAGGUGCUGAUGUUAGUGAUGCAGAUCGAUCACUUCUCUGCGCUCUGUGGUUCUCGACUGGAUUCCCUAAGGGAGGUAAAGUACUUA